AUUUGAUAUAAUAUAAAAUAUGAUAUAAUAUUAUAAAAGGGGAACUCAAGCAAGAGACCAAAUAGAGCAGCAGUAGCUGCUAGACAAGAUCGGGGGUGGGAGCAUGAAAGAAUUGAACUUCUCUAAAGAAUAAAAGGAAAUAAAGGAAAGGGAAACAUCAAAAUGCUUUGUAUCAGAAACCAAAUAGGGUGCCUUCUUAUGAAACAAGAUAUUAGGACACCGAAUCUAAUCUGACCUAAGCAAUGGCCUGGAACUGAUAUCACACACAAUUCCUUUAUUAGAAGCAUUAGGCUAUAUAUUAUAGUAUUCUUAACGUGCAAUAUAUGUGUUGUACAAAGAAAAAAGGAAAUUGGGUGGCGGACUCAUUUUAGAUUGCGGCGCGGGAUUUGGUUUAUGCUUGUGGUAAUGUGCAAGUCAUGCGUCAUGACUUGAGCAACGCCAAUUGCCUCCCUGCCUGCCAAAUCCGUUUGUUUUGCCUUGCCUUUGGUAAUAACCUAACCUCCCUUCUUCUCCCCUCCAAACAGGAGAAGGAACUGAUUCCUUAACAAGACAUGAUGACAUGAGUUGUGAAAGUGCAACCAAUUUAUUUUCCAUGGGCAGCCCUUUUUCUUCCUUGGACAACCAUAUUGAUAGCUAUGGAGAUGGAAGAGUGCAACAUGCUUGCUGCUGAUUGUAUAGUCAUAUGCUGCUGUAGCCAAUGCCUGAUUCUCCAGAUCAUCAUCUUUGUCUUCCUCAAAUUUCCUGCCAAACUCAUUAAGAAAACCAAACAAUAUGCCAAGAAGAAACUAAUUGGACGGCGAAGAAAGGAAGGGAAGAUGAAGGAUGGAUUAUUUCAAGAAGUACAACUAGAAGUAGUUACAAAAAGUUGCAUGAGCAUGAGUAUAGAAUUAAGGCAAGCUGGUUUUGGAGAUGCCCAAUAUGGGGUUCAAUGUUGUUGUAUACAGGAAGCUGAGAAGGUGUUGGAGGAGCUGUCUAGUAGAGGGGAGUUUGCAUUUGGAAGCUUUUGGGGCAGAUCACUCCACUCUGACACAUCCUCCUCACCAUCAUGUCAUCUACCCAACGGAAGAUUUGAUUUUGUAGAGUGCUAUGAGUUAAUCGACAUGUCAUCUUUCAUUUCAGCUGCUGCUACCUGCUAGCUCUCUUCAUGAUUUUAUGACAUUCAAAAUACUGGACAAGUUUGAAAAUUUGUUUAGGGGACCGAAAUUAAAUUGUAAUUUUUAUGAUUGUAAAAACGUAAUUUCAUUA
This is a messenger RNA of Gossypium raimondii (Peruvian cotton), 1245 nucleotides long. RefSeq lists its product as uncharacterized. NCBI's taxonomy places the organism in Eukaryota, Viridiplantae, Streptophyta, Magnoliopsida, Malvales, Malvaceae. The record is from RefSeq and is a predicted model, not a curated record. The transcript has a single exon. Bases 636 to 1136 code for a protein of 166 amino acids.